Molecule: messenger RNA, 4086 nt
Organism: Molossus molossus (Pallas's mastiff bat)
Lineage: Eukaryota; Metazoa; Chordata; Mammalia; Chiroptera; Molossidae
Gene: DAB2
Product: DAB adaptor protein 2
Exons: 15
Coding region: 145-2433 (762 amino acids)
Biological process (GO): negative regulation of canonical Wnt signaling pathway; positive regulation of endocytosis; receptor-mediated endocytosis
Cellular component (GO): plasma membrane
Source: RefSeq, a predicted model, not a curated record
GGCGCGGCGGGGCAGGCUCGCUUCGCAGAGGCGCUGGCCAGCCGGUGUCUAGUCGGUUAUGUUCAUUUGAGACUUCUCCAUCAGGGAUCGCCUGGUGUCACUAAGUGUCUGCUGGUGCUGGAGUCUGCUGUCUGCCUUCUUGCCAUGUCUAACGAAGUAGAAACAAGUACAACUAAUGGUCAGCCUGACCAACAGGCUGCACCAAAAGCACCAUCGAAGAAGGAAAAGAAGAAAGGCUCAGAAAAGACAGAUGAGUAUCUUUUGGCCAGAUUCAAAGGUGAUGGUGUGAAAUACAAGGCCAAGUUAAUUGGCAUUGACGAUGUACCAGAUGCAAGAGGAGAUAAGAUGAGCCAAGAUUCUAUGAUGAAACUAAAGGGUAUGGCGGCAGCUGGUCGGUCUCAGGGACAACACAAGCAAAGGAUCUGGGUCAACAUUUCCCUGUCCGGGAUAAAAAUAAUUGAUGAGAAAACUGGGGUGAUAGAGCACGAACACCCGGUAAACAAGAUUUCAUUCAUUGCCCGUGAUGUGACGGACAACCGGGCCUUUGGCUACGUGUGUGGAGCAGAAGGCCAGCAUCAGUUUUUUGCCAUAAAAACAGGGCAACAGGCUGAGCCAUUAGUCAUUGAUCUUAAAGACCUUUUUCAAGUUAUCUAUAAUGUAAAGAAAAAGGAAGAAGAAAAGAAAAAGAUGGAAGAAGCCAACAAUGCAGUAGAGAAUGGAAGCGAGGCCCUAAUGACUCUUGAUGACCAAGCUAACAAACUGAAAUUGGCUGUUGACCGGAUGGAUUUGUUUGGGGACAUGUCUACACCUCCUGACCUAAAUAGUCCAACAGAAAGCAAAGAUAUCCUGUUAGUGGAUCUAAACUCUGAAAUCAACACCAAUCAGAAUUCUUUAAGAGAAAAUUCAUUCUUAACAAACGGCAUCACCUCCUCCUCUCUUCCUCGACCAAAGCCUCAGGCGUCUUUCUUGCCCGAAAAUGCCUUUUCUGCCAAUCUCAACUUCUUUCCGACCCCUAACCCCGACCCCUUCCGCGACGACCCUUUCGCGCAGCAGGACCAAUCACCACCCGCUUCGUUUGAUUCUCGCAAAUCUCCAGAUCAGAAGACAGAGCAUUUGAGUGGCUUGUCUACUCCGCUGAGCAAUGGGCCCCUGAACGGGGAUGUUGAUUACUUUGGUCAGCAGUUUGACCAGAUUUCUAACCGGACUGGCAAACAGGAAGCUCAGGCAGACCCGUGGCCCCAGCCAGCAGUGAGAACUCAGAAUGGGGUGUCAGAAAGAGACCAGAACGGCUUCCCUAUCAAAUCCUCCCCGAACCCUUUCGUGGGAAGCCCUCCCAAAGGACUGCCUGUACCCAAUGGCGUAAAGCAGGACUUGGAGAGCUCUGUCCAGUCCUCAGCACAUGACUCCAUAGCCAUUAUCCCACCUCCACAAAGUACCAAACCAGGAAGAGGCAGAAGGACUGCCAAGUCUCCAGCAAAUGACUUGCUGACAUCAGACAUCUUUGCUCCUCCGGACUCAGAAGCCCCAGGCCAGACGUCACCUACGGGACAACCUGCAGCCCCACAGACCAACCCUCUAGAUCUCUUCAAAACCGGUGCUUCUGCCCCCGUGGGACCGCUCGCAGGGCUAGGUGGCGCACCAGUCACACCGCCCCAGGCGGGCCCGUGGAGCCCGCCCGCCCUCGUGUUCGGUCAGCCCUCUGCAAUGGUCCCAGGAGCCUUGAUGGGGGGUCAGCCUGCAGGGUUCGGCCAGCCGGUGGUUUUCACCACAAGCCCAGCGGUGGCAGGUUGGAACCAGCCUUCAUCCUUUGCAGCCUCAGCGUCCCCGGCAGCCCCUGUCGUGUGGGGCCCCUCAGCAUCCGUGUCAGCCAAUACUUGGUCAUCAGCGAGCCCCCUGGGCAACCCUUUCCAGAGCAAUAUUUUCCCAGCUCCGGCUGUGUCUGCCCAGCCCCCUCCCAUGCUCUCCUCUCUCCUGGUCACUCCCCCGCAGCCCCCGCCCCGAACUGGGCCUCCGAAGGACACCUCCACCGACGCCUUCGUUGCCUUGGACCCGCUGGGGGAUAAAGAAGUCAAGGAAGUGAAGGAGAUGUUUAAGGACUUACAGCUGCGGCAGCCUCCGGUGGUGCCCGCGAGGAAGGGAGACCAGGCUUCCCCGGGCACUUCCAGUGCCUUCUCCAGCUACUUCAACAGCAAAGUGGGCAUUCCCCAGGAGACCGCAGACCACGACGACUUCGAUGCCAACCAGCUGUUGAAGAAGAUCAACGAACCACCAAAGCCAGCUCCCAGACAAGGUGCCCCGCCAGUUACCAAAUCUUCUGACAAUGCAUUUGAGAACCCUAAAAACUCUUUCAGUUCAUCUCAAGCCUCUAUGUCUUCUCCUCAGCCUGCAUCUCCUGAUAUAUAUAGGGAUCCUUUUGGAAGUCCUUUUGCCUAACUUCUGAACUUGGCUUGCUGGCUAUGCAGAGGAACAGAAAGGUUGGCCUUAGUCGUCAAGGACAAAGCUGAUAGCAGAUGGAGUCCUGACUUCUGUUCUUGUUUCGGCUUUGACAUAUUAUCUGCUGCCUUAUUCCUUGCUGCCUCUUAUAAAAUGUCUCUCACUUUCUGUUUAGGUUAAAGCUAAACUGAAUCUAUGGCUUUAAAUAAAUUAAGAACCUACACUCUCUAGCUUAAAUAUGAAUGAAGUAGUUUCCCUACCUGAACCCCUGCCUACUGUGUCCCUAAAACUUUCUAGAACAUUCUACCAUGUACCCUCUGGUUGGGCGGUGCACCACCACAACCCCUCAGAUCAGACUGCUUUGAAUGAAUGUUAAAAUCUUUACUGUUCAUGUGUGGGGUUCCGUUUCAGAGCAUAAAACCUAAACUUUCUAGUAGAGCAAGGCACCGUCUGAAAUCUUGCGUUAGACCAUCCCUUCCAAAGUCAAAUGGAAGCGAGUCCAACUUCUCCAUAGGCACUUUGGAGCCCGACACACCCAAGAACCUUUGGAAAGCUAGGACUUCUCCUCUUUCUGAAGAUGGUUCUGUUCUCAAGGGCACAGGUGUUCUUUCUCCAGCGUGCUGGCUCCUGGAGGGAAACACCUCAUGUCUCUGCUCCCUUUUCCCUCGGAUUUUCUUUCCCGUCAGUUUUGCUUCCGGGUUCAUGUGCUCUCGCCUCCCUUUCACAAGACGUGGACUUUUAUGGGGCAAAUAUCUAAUGAUUCACAGACCUGAACUCUCGCCACCUUCUCAGCAAUGCUAAUCCCAGUAACUGGAAUUGCAAAUGGGACAGCUUUUAUGCUUCCUGUGGACUAGGGCACCAUCCUUGGGCUGAAGUUCCAGCAGAGAGGCGGCUGUCGAAGAAAACCUGCCCCGACUCAGCGGUGAAGAACCACAUAUCACCCCGUCAGAGAUGGUCGUGCCGAACACGCUAGGUGCUGAUUUGGGGUCAUGCUGGACCUCGAUCAAGUAACUGGAAAACUUCCGGGAAGCCACAAUCUCAUAGUUAGCUGGCAGAUAAAUAGGAAAACGAAACAAAACUGCAGAACAGUUAUUUGCUUCUACCCUUGAACAUCUAAUGUCUGAAAUAUUUUUUCUCUUCAUAACCUUGGAAACGUUCCUGGUACAUUGUCGGUCCUAUUGUUAGUACAGUUCUGAAGGGUUUGUUCUUGCCAGAAUGAGUUUUGUUUGUUUAUGUCGGGUUUUUAAUGUUGUCCCUUGACCCCUAAUGCUCAGGUUCUUGUGGGUGUUAAUCAACCAACCGUAUAACGUAACCUUUAGGUGGAAGAAGAGGGUGACUAACGAAGAUGGUGAACCUCUGUUGAUUAGCCCCAACCAGUCCAAGCUGAAGUCCUGUGGUUUUAUGUUUCAUGGUAACAGCUCAUUCUAUUUGGCAUAAUUUUCCAUCUGGCUUUCUACUCUGUCAUCAUCAACACAGACUUGAAACAGUAUUUUGUAUGUCCAAAUACCUAAAUGUGCUAAACUGGAGGUAAUUAUUUCUAGGUAGUUGAAUUUUUGAAAGUAGAAAAAUUUUUAAAAGUGAUGAUCAGCCACACAAUUGUUUUAUACAUACUUGUUUCCUUGUGCACUUUUCUGUAUGCAAAUAAAGCUAUAA